Notodromas monacha is the source of this 762-nucleotide messenger RNA. The record is from the annotation of a GenBank genome assembly. Lineage: Eukaryota; Metazoa; Arthropoda; Ostracoda; Podocopida; Cyprididae.
AUGGGGGAUUGCAAAGUGCCAAAGGUGUGCUGUCCUCCUCCAGUCAAGCCAUGUUGCCCAGCUCCUCAGGAGACCAUUAGGAUCUGUUGUGAGGUUCCCAAACCAAGUCCUCCCAGGUGUGACCUGAAGCCUCCUUUGCCCAAGUGUGAGGAAUCUGGGUCUUGGGGUUCCACUCUGCUCAAGUUGGCUGGGGUUGCCUUGGUGGGGGCUCUGCUUUUUGCAGCUGUCAACUAUGCUGCUGGGGUCUACACUGAUCAAGGAGAUGAGGUCUCAUUGAAACCUUCCAUUGCUAAAAUGGAGGUGAUGGUGAUGCACCAGGGCCUGAAUGAGUGGCUGAAGUCUCCAGCAGUCAUGCAAGAUGACCCCGCGCGACACCUACAUCGAUCCACAACAACGAUCCACGCGGUCACGUUCUUCUUCUUCUCCUCCUUGGCGUGGGAAAGAAAAAGGCGACGAAUCGCCGCCGCCGCCGAAGACGAAGCCGAAGCCGCCGCAGCAUCCCUGAUGAGUGAGUUCACCUUUCUCCGAGGCGGCCGGGGGUGUGACCUUUGGCCGCCCCGGCGCGGGGAUUAUUGCGCACACGCCCGGGAGCGUGCGCGAGCCGCCGUCUCGGAGCGUGGGAAAACAACCGGGCGCCACCGGGACGACCGCCACUCUGGCCACCACCAUCACCACUUCUUCUUCUUCUUCUCCUUCUGCUCUCUAUACAUAUACCUCGAAACGUAUCAGCUGCACCGCCCGGCUGCUGCCAGGCCUCCUUGA